CUUUCCCCAGUACAGACUGAGAGAGAAAACAUCAGACAUAAAAUGGCCGAGACCAACCCACUCUCCAUGCGCAUGGGAUCCUGGAAGAUCACAGUCUAUGACCAGGAGAACUUCCAAGGAAAGAGGAUGGAAUUCUCUUCCUCCUGCCCCAACAUCAUGGAAUGUGGCUUUGACAACAUAAGGUCCCUGAAGGUGGAGUGCGGAGCAUGGGUAGGUUAUGAGCACACAAGCUUCUGUGGCCAGCAGUUUAUCCUGGAAAGAGGAGAAUACCCUAGGUGGGAUGCCUGGAGUGGCAGCAAUGCUUAUCAUGUGGAACGCAUGAUGUCCUUCCGCCCAAUCUGUUGUGCUAACCAAAAGGAAUCCAAGCUGAUGGUCUUUGAGAAAGAGAAUUUCAUUGGACGCAAGUGGGACAUGUGUGAUGACUAUCCCUCUCUGCAGGCUAUGGGAUGGUUCAACAAUGAGGUUGGAUCCAUGAAAGUAAUGUGUGGAGCCUGGGUUGGCUACCAGUAUCCUGGUUAUCGUGGUUACCAGUACAUUAUGGAGUGCGACCACCAUGGAGGUGAAUACAAGCACUGGAGAGAGUGGGGAUCCCAUGCCCAGACCUGCCAGAUCCAGUCUAUCCGACGCAUUCAACAGUAAAGGCCUGACAUGUUGACAAGGGGUCUCCACCCAAAGGCUCACUAUGGUGCUACCAACCUCUUUUAAUGCUAACUGUAGAAACAACAAUCUUGUACUGUAAAUUCAUGUUGGGAAGACGACUUCUUAAUCGUACCAGCAGCUCCGAUGAAAAAUAAAUGUCAUUCCAAUAUGAAA
Messenger RNA from Xenopus tropicalis (tropical clawed frog), 813 nucleotides. RefSeq names its product crystallin beta A1 (gene cryba1). Lineage: Eukaryota; Metazoa; Chordata; Amphibia; Anura; Pipidae. The record is from RefSeq and is marked provisional.